Molecule: messenger RNA, 206 nt
Organism: Racocetra persica
Lineage: Eukaryota; Fungi; Glomeromycota; Glomeromycetes; Diversisporales; Gigasporaceae
Source: the annotation of a GenBank genome assembly
AAGAUCUUAUAAAUGAAAAAGAUCAAAAAAUAAAUGUUAUUGACCAAAGUAUAAAAAAUCAAAAAGGAAUCAGAAGUCAAUCAAAGUGGUGUAAAAAAUGUAAUACAAUCAACAUUGAUAAUAAAAAAUGUACAUGUCUUAAAUGUAAUGAGAAAUUAAAAAUAUUAGCUACUUUACAUGCAGAAUCUGCUGAGGAACUUGAAUGA